AUGGCGCAUCCCCCUCCCGCAACGUGCUGCACUACGACGGUGUUGUCCGCGGAGAAGGGCAGAAAGCAAGAAGUGGGAGGGUCGGGGUUCUGCGAAAUGUUGUGGGCUUGCCCUGAUUGCACCGUCACUGCCGGGUGGAAUCGUCAUUCAGCAGGGCCCCCCGAGGCGCUAAUUUACGGGGAAGCGUUGGGGCCCGCAUUCCCACGCAACAAGGGGCCAGACAUUAAGUGCCUGCCUUAUCCGAUAUCGCGGAAUGGUCAGCAUCAUCGCACGUCUGGCACUGUGAUUUCCCUGUCGGUCUUUGGUCAGAGUACCGAGACGAGGGCUCCAUUUUCUGCCCGAAGCGUCCAAGACGCCGUCUGGGGCACCCAAGACGAAAAGAGAGACGCUGUUACGCUGGAACUGGCACGACUGGCUAGCGCCCCCCAAGGAUUUUUUUUUUUUUUCUCUCUCUACGGUUCCUUCUUGCGCUUCUAG
Messenger RNA from Colletotrichum tamarilloi, 477 nucleotides. RefSeq lists its product as uncharacterized. The record is from RefSeq and is a predicted model, not a curated record. Bases 1 to 477 code for a protein of 158 amino acids. Lineage: Eukaryota; Fungi; Ascomycota; Sordariomycetes; Glomerellales; Glomerellaceae. The transcript has a single exon.